AUGGCCGUGGUGGGUGCACACAGGUUGCCCGCGGGCGCGCGGGGUCCGGCGGGCGUCCCGGGGUGGUCCCCGUGUGGGGCCGGGGGCGUCCGCGCGGGCGGGCGAGGUCGGGGAGGGCAGCCGCCCGCCCUCCUCCGCGCUGGGAGCUUUCGGCUGGUUCUGCGGGAGGAGCUCCCGGGUGACCCGCGGGUUCUGAAACCGCCGCUCGGGAGCUCGGGGCCUGCGCGGCGUCUACGGGGCGAGCGAGGGAGCACUGACGCCUUUCGCCCGGAUCCUUCUCCCCUUCCGAGAACCAGUGGGCUCUGCGCUCGCGUUAACAAUUCGAAUUGGCACGUUUCUGCGUUUAAGAACGCUGCUCGCUUCCUCACACUUAGAUUGAGGUGGAACUCACGUCACAUAAACCGGGCCGCAGGGCUGAGCUCAGUGGGGCCCCCCCACAGUGUUGCGGGACCAGCACCUUCCCGGGCUCCGGAACAGCUUCGACCCGAGCAGAGCCCGGCCCGUCGGCAGCCGCUCUCUGCGCCCCUCCCGGGCCCUGCAGCCCCCGCCCUGCUCCGCGGACCAGCCUGUUGUGACCUCCGUUCAGUGGAGCCCUACGUGCUGUGGCUUUUGUGUUGCGGCGUCUUUCGCUUAGAAUCGCGUCUUCAAGGUUCGUCCGCGGUGGAGCGGGGAUCAGGCCCGCGUUCCUUUUCACUACUGAAUAAUAUCCCAUGGUAUGAAGCCGGCGGUGGGACAGGACCUGGGCCACCCCCUCUGAUUAUUUCCCGCCCACCCCCUCACUGGCGCCAGCCCCACGGAGACCUCGCAGGUGCCGUGAGAAAGUGGAGAUGAGCAGAGUCUGGACGCAUGCGCUGGGCCGGGAGGUGCAGGCCGCAGCCUACCGGGUCUCCUGAUGCGGAAAUCUGCACCCAGGGCGGAACUCGCCGGUGUCUUCCGCGCGCGGCGCGCACGUGUCGGCAUCCUUUCUAGUGCGCCUGCGCCGCCGGCACCGCCUGCACCUGCGCCGACGCUCGCUGACAGCAGGACCCUCCUGGAAACCGCGCAGGACCCGCCUUCGGGAGCCCGAGAGCCUCCUUCCCGGGCGCCAGUCUUAAUUAAACUUUGUGUGUGAGUGAUGGAGCCUCGCUCUUUUGCCCAGGCUGGAGUGCAAUGGCACGAUCUCGGCUCACUGCAACCCCCGCCUCUCGGGUUCAGGCGAUUCUCCCGCUUCAGCCUCCCUAGUAGCCGGGACUACAGGUGCCCGCCACCACACCCUGCAAUUUUUUUUUUUUUUUUUUUUUGGUAGAGAUGGAGUUUCACCAUGUUGCCCAGGCUGGUCUCGAACUCCUGACCUCAGGUGAUCCGCCCGCCUCGGCCUCCCAAAGUGCUGGAAUUACAGGCAUGAGCACCACGCCGGCCUUAAUAGACCUUAUCUGGGAGAAGUGUGUCUGGCCUUGUGUCAGUUUCUGUUGCGUGGCAAGGUAAGAACCUGCAGCGGUGACAGCAUGGAGACUGAUUUCACUUGUCCCUUUGUCUCUGGAUGGACGCGUGGGUGGUUUCCAUUCUGCCUUCUCUGACGGUGCCACGAGGAACAUUGAGCUCCUAUUUUCAGUUCUUUAGGGUAUAAACCUACGGUUCAAAUUGGGAGGUCCUAUGGUAAUUCUGUGUUUAGACCUUUGUACCCUUUACUUUUUCUUUUAAAGUACUUUUAAAUUUUAAUAUUUUAAAUGUUGGCAAAAUAUACAUAACAUAAAAGCUACCAUUUAAACCAUUUUUAGCUGAACAAUUCAGUGGCAUUAAACUUAUGUAACCAUCAUGAUGGUCUAUUUCCAAAUUUUUUCUUCCCGAAAAGAAAGCACAAGGCCGGGUGCAGUGGCUCACUCCUGUAAUCCUAGCACUUUGGAAGGCCGAGGUGGGUGGAUCAUGAGGUCAGGAGAUCGAGACCAUCCUGGCUAACAUGGUGAAACCCCGUCUCUACUAAAAAUACAAAAAAUUAGCCGGGUGUGGUGGUGGGCAGCUGUAGUCCCAGCUACUCGGGAGGCUGAGGCAGGAGAAUGGUGUGAACCUGGGAGGCGGAGCUUGCAGUGAGCCAAGAUUGCGUCACUGCACUCCAGUCUGGGCAACAGAGCAAGACUCUGUCUCAAAAAAAAAAAAAAAAAAAAAAAAAGCAUGCAUUUAAGCAGUAACUCCCCAUUCCCCCGAUGCACCCACUCCUGGUUAACCUCUCUUCUUUCUCUGAACUUGCCUCCUGUGAGGACCUUGUGUAAGUGGAAUAUUGCAAUAUUUGUCCUUUGCCUAGCCUCAUGUUCUCAAGGUUCAUUCAUCUGUGUUGCAGCCUCUUUCCAUAAUUUGUUCCAUUUUAUGGAUAUUGAAACUGGCCCAAUAGUCCCAUAGAACUGAUAUUUAUGGUUUCUUUUAAAUAAACAUAGAAAUUGGCCCUCCCAGUCUUAAAACUUGAGAAAGUUACAUUUGUCCUAUCUGAGUUCCUUUCUAAGGAAACCAACCAUUAGGCCUCCAGAUCGCAAGAAGCUGAAAUCCACCAGAUCACAGCAUCUGGACAAUGAGA
Molecule: messenger RNA, 2545 nt
Organism: Pongo pygmaeus (Bornean orangutan)
Lineage: Eukaryota; Metazoa; Chordata; Mammalia; Primates; Hominidae
Product: laforin
Exons: 3
Coding region: 1-831 (276 amino acids)
Source: RefSeq, a predicted model, not a curated record